Molecule: messenger RNA, 1478 nt
Organism: Elgaria multicarinata webbii
Lineage: Eukaryota; Metazoa; Chordata; Lepidosauria; Squamata; Anguidae
Gene: PAFAH1B2
Product: platelet activating factor acetylhydrolase 1b catalytic subunit 2
Exons: 6
Coding region: 223-912 (229 amino acids)
Cellular component (GO): cytoplasm
Molecular function (GO): platelet-activating factor acetyltransferase activity
Source: RefSeq, a predicted model, not a curated record
GCGCCGGGCGAGCCUCUGCAAGAGGAGAAAAAAGAAGGGGAAGCGCGCUGAAGCGCAGGAGGCGGCGUGAGCCCUCCGGCGCGCCGUAGGAGAUGGAGGCGCGCCCCCUGGAGGAAUAGGCUGGGGAGAGCCGAAGAGGAGGUUUAAACGGGCGGGACUUCCGCCAAGGGGCCGAAGGCGAUUCGCUAGCAGCGGAGCUGCACGGGCGGAAACAGGGAUAGAAUGAGCCAGGGUGACUCAAAUCCAGCAGCGAUUCCACAUGCAGCUGAAGAUGUCCAGGGAGAUGACAGGUGGAUGUCACAGCAUAACCGAUUUGUCUUGGACUGCAAGGACAAGGAGCCUGACGUGCUGUUUGUGGGAGACUCCAUGGUGCAGCUGCUACAGCAAUAUGAGAUAUGGCGAGAACUCUUUUCACCUCUACACGCGCUGAAUUUUGGAAUUGGUGGGGACACAACAGGGCAUGUUCUGUGGAGACUGAAGAAUGGUGAACUGGAAAACAUUAAGCCCAAAGUUAUAGUUGUUUGGGUUGGAACAAAUAACCACGAAAACACAGCAGAGGAAGUAGCUGGUGGAAUAGAGGCCAUUGUGAGGCUGAUAAAUACGCGGCAGCCCCAGGCCAAGGUUAUCGUACUGGGCCUCCUACCCCGGGGUGAGAAGCCAAACCCACUGCGGCAGAAGAACGGCAAGGUCAACCAACUCCUGAAGACCUCACUGCCCAAACUCAGCAGCGUCCAGCUGCUGGAUGUGGACGGGGGCUUUGUGCACUCGGAUGGCGCCAUCUCAUACCACGACAUGUUUGAUUUUCUGCAUCUAACGGGAGCCGGCUAUGCUAAGAUCUGCAAACCCCUCCAUGAACUGAUCAUGCAGCUCCUGGAGGAGACCCCUGAAGAGAAGCAGGCGACUCUGGCCUGAUCCCAGCAGUGUUAACAGCAACCCAGCUCCCAUCAGCGCAGUUCUUUUUACCCUGGCACUACAGAAUCCUCCUGACUCAAAGCGCUUUCCAUUGUUGAAUGUUACUGGGUGUUGUGUUUAGCACUGGAAAGGGGGGAGGGGGGGGGGAAGGGAGGGAGCGAGCUGGCGUCGCAGCACACCGGUCGGCCCAGUAAGUCAAAGAGCCACCUUGAUGGGGUGGUCAUAACUGCAGGAUGAUAUUGACCGAAGAAGAAGGAUUUUACUUUGUCAUUUCUCGUUUACAGUGUGAACAUAUCUGUCACCUGUCCAUGGCUCAUGUUCUGCUGUUGUUCUGCCAGUUCUCCUUCCUUAGUGUCCAGGCUUAUUUCAAUAGCCCUUCAGUGUCUGAGCUUACUAGCUGUACUCACAUUCCACUCCCUGAACUGAAAAGUAGCUGCUUCUUUAAAAGUUGGAAUUGUUUGGAGAGUUUUUAUACUUACUGGGGUUGGGUUUUCGUUUUAAGUGAUGCUAGCUGCUUUCUGGCUUUGGCAAAAAAAAAAAAAAAAAGUUACAGCUACGUACAACAA